UUUAUCGCCCGUUUCUUUCAAAGGCGUUUCUUCGUCUUCCUGCGCGGUUUGAGCCCGGCGGCGGCCCGUAGCCUUGUUGUCAUAGCGACCAAAGCGCCGCGGCCUGGUCUCGAAAAACUGCGCGGGGAAGCCUCGGCGAGUGUUGUGUUAGCCGAGUGAGUCAAAACAACAGAGGAUAUUUCGCAGAGUUUCCUGGAGCCACCAUGUCCUUUCGCGACCUCCGGAAUUUUACUGAGAUGAUGAGGGCUCUAGGCUAUCCCCGGCUCAUCUCUAUGGAGAACUUUCGCACUCCAAACUUCAUGCUGGUUUCAGAGAUACUCAUUUGGCUCGUGAAAAGGUAUGAGCCUCAGACUGAUAUUCCUUCAGAUGUUGAUACGGAGCAGGAUCGGGUCUUUUUCAUUAAAGCAGUUGCUCAAUUUAUGGCGACAAAAGCUCACAUCAAGCUCAACACCAAGAAGCUCUACCAAGCAGAUGGCUAUGCAGUGAAGGAGCUUUUGAAGAUCACCUCUGUUCUUUACAAUGCUAUGAAGACCAAAGGAAUGGAAGCCACUGCAGUGGGUGAAGAGGACACGAGCAAAUUCAAAUUUGACCUUGGCUCAAAAAUCGGCGAUUUGAAGACGGCCAGGCAGCUUGCUUCAGAAAUCACUUCGAAAGGAGCAUCUCUCUUUGAUUUACUGGGCAAAGAAGUAGAGCUGAGGGAAAUAAGAACAGAAGCAAUUGCCAGACCUCUGGAGAUAAAUGAGACUGAAAAGGUGAUGAGAGUUGCCAUCAAAGACAUUUUGGAGCAGGUCCAGAAAACCAACGACAUGCUGAGCAACGUGGCAUCAGAUGAAACCAGUUUGGAGGCCAAGAUUGAAAAGAGGAAAUUGGAGCUGGAAAGAAACCGCAAGCGGCUACAGACCCUUCAGAGCGUUCGCCCAGCUUUUAUGGAUGAAUAUGAGAAGAUUGAGGAGGAACUGCAGAAACAAUAUAGCUGUUACCUGGAAAAAUUCCGUAACCUUACAUAUCUGGAACAGCAACUGGAUGACCAGCAUCGAAUGGAGCAGGAGAGAUUUGAGGAAGCAGAGAACACUUUGCGUUUGAUGCAGAACAAGCUGAAGGAGGAAGAGAAGCGCUUGCUGAAGAGUGGAAACAAUGAUGACUCAGACAUCGAGAUCCAUGAGGAUGAGGGAUCUGACAGUGACAUGGAAGACAGGCAGCUAAUGAAGCAGCAUACGGCCAUGGAGAUGCUGAUGCAAGGGAGACCAAGCAAACGGAUUGUAGGAACGAUGCAAGGUGGAGACACAGAGGACGAUGUCGGGGCAGCCCAAGCCCGAGCCAGUAAGCGCAGAGUCUCCAGAGCCAAGGCUAAGGAAGAUACUGAAGAUAGUGAAAUUGAUCUGGAUGACGAUGACGAUGAUGACGACGACGACCUGGAAGACGACAGCAUGGAUCUCUCUCCCAACAAGGCGAGUCGGAGGGUGAGGAAGCCCGAGCCCCUGGAGGAGAGUGAUAAUGACUUUUGAGCAGCCAGGUCAUCUCCAGAGACAAACCUUGAGGAGCACAGAGAAUCUAAAACGUUGACCCACAUGACUCUGACAGGAUGUACUCUAUAGAGUAAGGCAACCUUGAUACCAGUGAAAAGAGUACCAAAGUAGUAAUAUAUCGUGGAACUCAAAGUAGCUUAGCUCUUUUGCUGUCGUCAGUUCAUGAGCAAGGAAAGAACACUAACAUUCAGAGAGCAGUCAUGUCACGCUCCAUGGUGCCAAAGUUUUAACAGACCCAACAACACACACACAGACAAUCCAGCAACACAAAGCAGUUUAGACUCCUACAGAAUUCCUGGUAUCUUUUUGAUACAAACAUGAAUCUGGAAUUGUUUCAAAAGACAAUUCAGGAUAAAUUAACAGCUUCAGAAACUGACAAGGCAGGCAAGGAGCCCACAAUUAGUCUGGGGCUCUGCUUUGACUCUAAUUUACCUCUUUGCUAUAUGAGCACAUAUCAUAUUGUGAUAAAAGAAGUUCUAGGAAUGAUAAUAUCUCCAACCCCAUUAUUUAAUACCAAGUCCUUGCCACACAUGUCCAUGCUAAUGUAAAACCAGGUAUCGGUUUGGUUUUCCUAAGCAACUUUUCAUUUAAAAAAACCUCAUUUAGUAGAAAUACAAGUUUUAUUUUGUUUUUCUCCCCUUAUUCUGGGCCAAUAAGUCUCUAGGCACUGAACAGGCUUGACUGAAUACUUUCCUCUUGUCACAAGCCACACAGUGCUACCAGUCUCUGAAUGCCUCUGUGUAUAAUUUUAUUUUCAGAGGCUAUAUGAAAAAUAUUUUAUAGAUCCAAUUCCCUAACAGUGGCAGGUAUCAUCUGUUGAACUAGUUCUAUGUUGAGGAUUCCUCAGUUCCUUAUGCCUUGCAAGUUGUAUGUAUUUUCCAGACUCGCUCUGAACCUCUUUGACUUUUACAUACAUUCCCUCGUUUCACAAAAUAAACGACUUUACAAUCUUG
This is a messenger RNA of Zootoca vivipara (common lizard), 2479 nucleotides long. The record is from RefSeq and is a predicted model, not a curated record. Lineage: Eukaryota; Metazoa; Chordata; Lepidosauria; Squamata; Lacertidae.